AUGGUCUCCACAAUUGGGAAGGAAGCGACAACUAAUGCCACAGCUAUAAAUUCGAAUAACACCAAAAGCACGGCGAACUCAGGAUGGACUCAAAGCCCAGAUGGACGAGGCAGUUUUGACAUACUCUGGAAUUGUGCCUCUGUUAUGAUAUUAUGCUCCUGGUCGAUACUCUGUUUAAAUCUUCCUGCUCCAGGCGAAACUGUCUUUGUGGGUAUCUGCCGACGAUUGUCGCUUACGGCUCUCGGGUUUCUUGGCCCCGAAUUCAUCCUGCAAGCAGCAAUUGGGCAAUGGGCAGCAGCUAGGCAGUCAGUUAAGGAGUUUAGCGGGGCUGGGAUUGAGGGAUGGGAAAUGAUUCAUGCCUUCUUUGCAAAUGCUGGAGGAGCGAAUACAUUCUCUUGGAUUCGACUGAGAACAUUAAAAAAAACUGUCAAGGACCGGAAUAAGACAGAUGGUGUUCUUCGGGCCAUCACGAUCCUCCAAACGACCUGGUUCAUGGUGAACUUUCUUACUCGGUUGAUGGAACAAUUACCAGUCACUGGAUUGGAGAUUACAACAGUGGCAUUUAUAUUGUGCGCCUUGGGCACUUCUGUGUGUUGGUGGUAUAAACCUGCAGACGUAACUACCUCGAUAAUAAUCUCAUCUCAAUUCACCAUCGCCGAGAUCCAAAAUGGUGCCACAGUGACCAGACAUGACCACUCACCGCUUGAUUGUAUCGUCCCACGUCAAGAAUGGCCAUGGUCACGCUUCUGGCAACAUUGGAUCAACAUCCUCCGGUGGAUGAGAAUCGAGAAAGUCCUCUUUGUCGAAUACGCGAACGAAGCCGGCGACGGCGCUUAUAUCACGAGAAUUGAGAAUACAUAUUGCUAUCCUGUCAUUUUCUUAUCAUCCUGGAACGAGACGUUCCCAACACAUGUCGAACAAUUGCUUUGGCGCAUCUCAUGCGUUGCACUUGCAGCUACUAUUGUCAUAUAUUUUAUCAUUGUGGUGUUAUGGUGUUCCGAAUCAGACGAUGAACGAAAAGUCCGACGAGAGAUCCGGGAACAGAAGGCUGCAAGACGACAAAGAAUUUCUUCUGGAAUAUUGCACGGCGCAUCGCAAUUUAAUCAAGUCUUAUACAAGACCACAAGUCUCCAGUGGUGGUAUGAUUCCAAAGCCAAAAUAAUCAACAAUUCCAAAACAAAUGAUCCAUUACUCGACGUCAACCCAAAAGCCCAAAUAACGGAUUUGACACAAUUGAGGUCGAUGCCCAAAGGCGCAUAUGAAACUGUACAUUGGCCAAGUUGGUUCCCUCAUAUUGAAUGA
This is a messenger RNA of Botrytis porri, 1302 nucleotides long. RefSeq lists its product as uncharacterized. Lineage: Eukaryota; Fungi; Ascomycota; Leotiomycetes; Helotiales; Sclerotiniaceae. The record is from RefSeq and is a predicted model, not a curated record. The coding region runs from base 1 to 1302 and encodes 433 amino acids. The transcript has 4 exons.